This is a messenger RNA of Amphiprion ocellaris (clown anemonefish), 1844 nucleotides long. Its product is annotated as claudin-9-like. Gene Ontology annotation, biological process: cell adhesion; bicellular tight junction assembly. The record is from RefSeq and is a predicted model, not a curated record. Gene Ontology annotation, molecular function: structural molecule activity. Gene Ontology annotation, cellular component: plasma membrane; bicellular tight junction. NCBI's taxonomy places the organism in Eukaryota, Metazoa, Chordata, Actinopteri, Pomacentridae. The transcript has 2 exons. The coding region runs from base 329 to 994 and encodes 221 amino acids.
ACAUCUGUGUAUGAGAUCUAGCAAGACAGGCUGGCCACUCAUAAAAGGAUAAAGACACCAGCUACUGACAUCAUACAGCUUUACUGCACCACCGGGAAACCGUCAAAUGAAACUUGAGACCUCUGUUCGAAAAUAUAUUUAGGUGUUCAACAAGAAGACUGAUGAGAAGAAGGGGACUCAUUGAGCAACUCACGAUCAGUGGACACCUUCCUGAGGACUUGGGUCUCAGUCUUCGAAGUAACAAAGACAAGACAAAACCUGGACUCAGGUGCUUCUAAGGCAAAGCAUCUUUUGACAGCUAGAGCCUUCUAAAGUUUCCUCAGCGAUCAUGGCCUCCACAGGUCUGCAGGUGCUGGGCUUGGUGUUAGCGGUGCUGGGUUGGGUGUGUGGGGCGCUGGUGUGUGCGGCUCCUCUGUGGCGAGUAUCAGCCUUCGUCGGCGGGGAGCUGGUGAUCGCCCAGGUGCUGUGGGAGGGACUGUGGAUGAACUGCUUGUCUCAGACCACAGGACAAAUCCAGUGCAAGACCUACGACUCCACUCUGGCCCUGCCCAUGUCUGCCCAAGUGGCCCGGGGCCUCACGGUCCUCUCCCUGCUCCUCUGCCUUCUGGCCCUCAUGUUGGGGGUGGCCGGGGCCAAGUGCACUCACUGCAUGGGCGACGGGAACCAGGCCUCCAAGGCUCGGCUGGCUGGGAUAGCAGGGGUGCUCUUCAUCGUGGCUGGCCUUGCCUACCUGAUACCCAUCUGCUGGACCGCCUACGCGAUCAUCAGGGACUUUUAUGACCCAAAUGUUGCAGCGCCUUUGAAAAGGGAGCUGGGGCCGGCGCUGUACCUGGGCUGGGGGGCCAGUGUGCUGCUCCUGGUGGGGGGAGCGCUGCUGCAUGUCGGCUCCUCUGCACCAGGAGGAAGAGCGCUGCCUGUUUUUGGAAGAGGAAAGGACAACGCUUCUUCAGCGGCUGCAAGCGAGGGGAAGCAACCGGAAAAAUCUUUUGUAUGAGGUAAUUUUAUCGGACGUGCGAAAUACGAACAGACUCCGAGGUCACGACCUCAUCAGAAGAGCAUCUGGAAAAUGCAAUGUCUUGAUCUAUUAAAGGAUGUGUUGUGUUUUAUAUUUUGAUAAAGAUGAGUUUGUUCCUUUAAGUCAUUUCAUUACAUCUUUGACAUGAUACACUACAGAGCAAAAGAUUUCCAACAGGGUUUACUUUAAGGGUUUUGUGUCAUAGAAAUGGUUGAAAUGGAUUGUGGGAGGACUUUAGAUGUUUACUAAUGCAUGUGACAUACAUUUCUCAGAUUCCACUCUGCCUCUGCUUGUGUUAGUGUGUGUGUGUGUGUGUGGGUGGUGUGUGUACAGAAGGCCAGUGUGCGUUGUGUAUCUGUGUAUGCUGGUGUUUUCACUGAGUGUAUGUGUGGGCAGCUGGGAGAUGCUUGUUUAUUUUUACACUUACAGACUUACACAAAAGUACGCCUUUAUUGUUGUUAACAUUUUUUUCCAUUGUGUUUCUGUGAUUUAUUGAUUUGAUCAUUUUACAGACUGCUUGAUUAUUAAUUCAGAAACAACAAUUUUUGCUAGUUGAGCUGAACAAAAAAAAAAUGUUUUUGCAUUCGUCUUCUGAUUGUAUUUGAAUAAUUCUGUCUUUCCUAACAAGUCGAUAAAUACAAUGAAUAAAAUAGGUGACUAACUUACCAGUAUGUUCGGAGGCUUACAGAAUGCAGAGAUAUAGUUAGUCGUAUGAUGCUUCAUCUGGCUAAGGCUACCUAACUUAAACAUAUUAUGCCAUAUACAUAAUGUUUAAGGGUGACAGUGCACCACUUAUGUUUUGUUUUUCUAAUAAAUGACUUUCUUUUGA